Messenger RNA from Cryphonectria parasitica EP155, 714 nucleotides. RefSeq names its product pyrimidine 5-nucleotidase. Lineage: Eukaryota; Fungi; Ascomycota; Sordariomycetes; Diaporthales; Cryphonectriaceae. Gene Ontology annotation, biological process: pyrimidine nucleobase metabolic process; nucleotide catabolic process. Gene Ontology annotation, molecular function: nucleotidase activity. The record is from RefSeq and is a predicted model, not a curated record. The transcript has 4 exons. Bases 1 to 714 code for a protein of 237 amino acids.
AUGAACGGGGUUACGAAUGGUAACUCGCAAUGCAAACAAGUACUCUUCUUCGAUAUCGACAAUUGUCUCUACCCGAAGAGCGCAAGAGUGCACGACCUCAUGGCCGACCGGAUCAAUGCCUACUUCGAACAGCAUCUGAACCUGGCCCGAGAGGAAGCCGUGAGACUCCACAGCCAGUACUAUCAAAAUUAUGGCCUCGCCAUCGCUGGGCUCAUUCGACACCACAAGAUCGAUCCUCUGGACUUCAACGCCAAGGUCGACGACGCGCUUCCCCUCGAGGGUGUGAUCAGGCCUCGGCCUGGGCUGAAAAAGAUGCUCGCGGAUAUAGACAGAAGCAAGGUCAAGCUGUGGCUCUUCACGAAUGCUUACGUAAACCACGCGCGCCGCGUCGUCCGCCUGCUGGGCGUGGAGGAGUUUUUUGAUGGCGUCACGUAUUGUGACUACGCCUCUGAGCCGUUCGUGUGUAAACCGGACCGGGACAUGUACACCAAGGCGAUGAGGGAGGCGGGCGUCGAGCGGUGUAAGGAUUGCUUCUUUGUUGACGACUCAUACAGCAACUGCAAGGCGGCGCAGGAGCUUGGGUGGACCGCAGCUCAUCUUGUGGAGGACAGUGCGUGCGUGCCCAGGGUGGUUGCUUCCAAGCACCAAAUCAAUCACAUCGAAGAACUGCGGAGUACCUUUCCUCAAUUUUUCAGGAUGUGUGAGAAGGUUUAG